Molecule: messenger RNA, 585 nt
Organism: Aspergillus fumigatus Af293
Lineage: Eukaryota; Fungi; Ascomycota; Eurotiomycetes; Eurotiales; Aspergillaceae
Product: MARVEL domain-containing protein
Exons: 3
Coding region: 1-585 (194 amino acids)
Cellular component (GO): membrane
Source: RefSeq, a predicted model, not a curated record
AUGGCCUGGGCUCCGAGAGAUACGCUCCGCCCCUUUCUCCUCGUUGCUCGUCUAUUCGCAUGGAUUAGUGCUGUCAUUGUCAUGGGGAUCACAGCUUGGGCCGUGACCAAGAGAGACGGCUACCGAGUGAUCUAUCCGCUGGUGAUUGUAGGUCUAUCGCGCUAUAUGACGGGAACUAUGGUACUGACCUUGGCAGGCCGUUCUAACAACGCGUUUUUUAUUCCUGCGAUGAUAGUAUCAGCUAUGAAACGUAACCGCGGAUAUAUGCUGCCCUUGGACAUUGUAUUUUCCUACUUGUGGCUUGCCGCAUUCAUCUUCCUGGCUCAGCACAUUGGGCAGGAGAACUGUCGUUGGUUCUUUUUCGGUGUCUCAAGCGCUUGCACCCGCAAGAGAACGGCUGAAGCCUUCUCUUUCCUGGCUUUCUUCUUCACCCUCUGCGCCAUGUGCCUCGAGAUCUUUAAUUUCUACUAUAGUGGAAGAGAGGGACCAGUGGGAAUGCGCCCACAUGCCGAGAAACAUCCCCAUCCCGACACCGGCCGUGCCCCUGCGGAUGCGCCAGCAGAUGUUGCCCAACCGGCUGCUUAA